UUAAAAGGAGAAAAGCAUGGGAAGGACACCUUGCUGUGAUAAGACCAAAGUCAAAAGGGGACAGUGGUCUCCAGAGGAAGAUAAAAUUCUCAAGAAUCACAUCCUUAACCAUGGCAAUGCUGGCAGUUGGAUUACCCUUCCCAACAGAGCUGGGCUAAAUCGUUGCGGCAAGAGUUGCCGAUUAAGAUGGCUGAAUUAUCUGAGACCAGAUAUCAAACUUGGAAAUUUUACACAAGAGGAAGACAACAUUAUCUGUUCUCUCUACUCUCAACUUGGAAGCAGAUGGUGUGUUAUAGCAUCUAAGCUUCCAGGAAGAACAGACAAUGAUGUGAAAAAUCAUUGGAAUAGCAAGUUGAAGAAAAAGGUUUCAGCAACAAAAGCCAACUUUGAUGAUAGGAAGGAAUUAGUUUUCAAUUCCUCAGAACAAGCAAUGAAAUUUCCAUUAUUUCCAAGUAGGGAGUCUGCUGAUAAAAACAUGGUUGAAACUGACGAAAACCACUCCAAGAUUUCAGCUUCCAUGGAAGGAUCAACGAUUUUCGGAACAUCUUCUGCUUCACUUGAUGAUCUUUCAUGGUUUGAAAGCUACUUUCCAAUGGAUUCCAACAUUAGUGAUGGCAUAUGGACAGAAAUUGGUGAUUUCCCACCCACUCUGAUCAGCUGAUUUGCUUAUGAAACACACAGGAAAUGUAGUAAUCUCUUGUUUAGUAUUUAGAUGCAUGAUUUAUUAGUGGAAUAUCAACUAGAAAAGAAACAUGACAAGUGUAAAACAUUAAAGAAAUUAAAAGGGGUGUUUACAUUAUUUAAUUUCUGGUUUCAGAUAUAUAGUUUUUGGACCUUAUACAAGUUGUGGCAUAAGUUAGUGUUGUA
Solanum dulcamara is the source of this 867-nucleotide messenger RNA. Its product is annotated as transcription factor RAX1-like. The record is from RefSeq and is a predicted model, not a curated record. The transcript has 3 exons. NCBI's taxonomy places the organism in Eukaryota, Viridiplantae, Streptophyta, Magnoliopsida, Solanales, Solanaceae. The coding region runs from base 17 to 661 and encodes 214 amino acids.